Messenger RNA from Spodoptera litura, 2867 nucleotides. It is a transcript of the gene Ctl2, whose product is annotated as Choline transporter-like 2. The record is from RefSeq and is a predicted model, not a curated record. Gene Ontology annotation, biological process: transmembrane transport. Gene Ontology annotation, molecular function: transmembrane transporter activity. Gene Ontology annotation, cellular component: membrane. Lineage: Eukaryota; Metazoa; Arthropoda; Insecta; Lepidoptera; Noctuidae.
UGCACACAGUGUACACUCCGACAACAGAACAAGCCAGUCAGGCCAGUCAGCAUUCGGCGCGCAGUCCGUUAGCACAUCUAUAUCGCGCUACACAUUCGAGUUACUCGAAUGUCAACAAACUUUCACCUCGUCUGUAAACAAACAAAAUAAAUAACAUUGAAUUCUGGAGAUUUGUUGGUGUCAAGUUUUAUUGCAUUGGAGCGAGCUGUGCGGAGGAUUAAAUUGACUGAAUGUUCCAAUUGUGCUGUGACUAAAUUAACUAACUAGCUGCUGGUGAUCGCUAUGGGCAAGGAUUAUGGAGAGCCAAUUCGGUAUGACCCGAAUUUCAACGGUCCCAUCCACAACCGGUCCUGCACAGACAUCUUUUGGUUGACUCUAUUCAUACUCUUUCUUGGAGCAUGGGGCUACGUUGGCUAUUAUAGCAUGAGACACGGGAACAUUGAAAAGCUCCUCGCACCAAUCGACACGGCUGGAGCUCGAUGUGGUCUCGACUCUAGCGUGAAGGACAAGCCGUACCUCGUGUUCUUUGAUAUUUCCAAAUGUCUGUCACCCGGCACUCCCAUCGUCGGCUGCCCCACGCCACAGGUUUGCGUAUCGAAGUGUCCAUCCAGAACAAUAAUUUUUAGCUCAGAAAUGAACCAGCAAAAUUUUGGUGCAUAUAGAUCCGAAUUGGUGUGCACAUAUGACGUCAACGUCAAUACCAUUACUUACGCGCAAGCAGUUGAAUACAUGUCCAAUGGGAAAUGCGCUCCAUACGUAUUGGAAAGUCAAGCAGUGUUAUCCCGUUGCAUCGGCGAUCUGUCAACUCUACAAUGCCAGGGAGACAGCAAGUCGAGUCCAAAGACUCUUAGUAAAAUGACUGACAGCUGCGUGAGGAACCCUAGCGAGGCUCGCAAGUCGUUGGUGAACAGAGCAACAGCUCUCGACUCUUACAUCGGCUGGAUCGUAGCCAGCUGGAUGUCCUACUUCAAACAGACGGACGAGCGCGAAACUCACAUUUUGUCGGCGCAAAUAGUUCAAGACUUAGUUCAGUCGAGAUGGUACCUGUUAGGUGCUGUCUUCGGAGUUGUGGUCCUGUGUUUCCUGUACAUCCUGCUGCUGCGCUGGGUGGUAGGCCCAGUCGUAUGGGUAUCCAUCGUGGGACUUAUCGGCCUGCUCGGCUUUUGCGUGUAUCUAUGCUACAAGAACUACGCAUAUUACAAAGCGAACCCAGGGUUGCUGCAUCAGACAACCAAUUUGAAGGGUUACGCUGAAUCCAUGUUCACGAAGCCUGGCACCUGGAUGGCGAUUCUCAUCGCAGUGGCUAUAGUACUCCUCAUUCUUGUGCUGAUGGUCGUUUUCCUUAGAAAACGAAUUUCUAUUGCCAUUGCUAUCAUCCGUGAAGGAAGCAAAGCCGUAACAGCAGUGAAGUCCACAAUAUUCUUCCCGUUAUUCCCGUGGAUCUUCCAAUGCUUUACCAUUGCUUAUGGUGUAUUGGUGCUCAUGUAUCUCCUGUCCAUCGGAGACUCCGCCUUCAAAAUAGUCAACCUACAGAAUGACACAACUUGUAGCUGCAGUAAUGGUAUUUAUACCCAGGACUACCAGUCGUGUGAUCCAGUUACAUUCCUAAAGGAUUGUUUCGACAGUAAUGGAGGCUCGUGCAAGCAAGCCAUGUGUCACUUCACUGGACUCGAAAAUCCGCACAGCGUCGUCUACUUGCAUUUGGCCAACUUAUUGGGUUUCUUCUGGACAAUGUUCUUCAUCAGUGGAGUAUCAGACAUGAUGUUGGCCAGCACAUUUUCCACGUGGUACUGGACAUACGACAAGAAAGACCUUCCAUUCUUCACACUUACCUCUGGUAUAUACAGGACAGUACGGUAUCACCUGGGUACCGUGGCCUUUGGAUCUUUGAUCAUAGCCAUAGUUCGAGUGAUUCGUGUCAUACUCGAGUACAUCGACCAGAAACUGAAGAAGUUCGACAAUCCUCUCACAAAAUGUCUCAUGUGUCUAUGUAAAUGCUUCUGUUGGUGUUUGGAGAACUUCCUCAAGUUUAUUAAUAAGAACGCGUACAUUAUGUGCGCGGUUCACGGACAGAAUUUCUGUACGAGCGCGAGAGACGCCUUCUCAUUGCUAAUGAGGAAUAUCUUGAGAGUAGUAGUUAUUGAUAAGGUGACAGAUUUCCUGUUCUUCUUAUCAAAACUGUUGAUAUCCAUUGGAGUGGGUGUCGGCGUGUACUACCUGCUACAGUGGAACUUAUUGUACGAAGUGACGAAGGGUCAGCCGUUACACUACAACCACAUUCCCGCCAUUAUACUAAGUAUUGCCACCUACCUCAUCUGUACAAUAUUCUUCAACGUCUACGAAAUGGCCGUUGACACAUUGUUCCUUUGUUUCCUUGAAGACUGCGAAAGAAACGAUGGCUCACCAGAGAAACCAUACUUUAUGUCGAAAAAUCUUAUGAAAAUCCUUGGUAAACGAAACAAAGAAUUAUAAAGUGCCAAAAAUUGCGUACGAGUGUUGUGAACGUAAAACUAAGAGAAUAAUUUAUAUCGUGUCAAAACUUUAAAUCAUUGUCACAAUUAUUAUAAUCACUGGUACUUCGAUUUACACAUUUUAUAGGAGUUUUUACUAUAUUUGUAUUUGUAAAAUAUUUUUAAUAAUAAUUUAGAUGUGUACUCUUUUACAGUAUUGUAUCAUAGUUUUUAAUGAUAGAAACCAAAUAAUAAUUUGUUAUGUACGUUUUUAAAAUUUAUUACAAUGGAUCACACCAUUUAUAAGAGAAACUGAGAUUACUAAGAUACUUUAUGAUUAAUCAAGAAAGAUUAAACAUUUGUCUGAUAAUAAAUUAAGUGGUUUGUGAUACUGAGAAUAAACUUUGUGAAAUUAAA